This is a messenger RNA of Scophthalmus maximus (turbot), 2980 nucleotides long. RefSeq names its product cactin (gene cactin). The transcript is spliced from 11 exons. Lineage: Eukaryota; Metazoa; Chordata; Actinopteri; Pleuronectiformes; Scophthalmidae. Gene Ontology annotation, molecular function: protein binding. The coding region runs from base 170 to 2773 and encodes 867 amino acids. The record is from RefSeq and is a predicted model, not a curated record. Gene Ontology annotation, biological process: negative regulation of innate immune response; mRNA cis splicing, via spliceosome. Gene Ontology annotation, cellular component: spliceosomal complex; cytoplasm.
GUUGUAGUUCAAGUAAAUCUGUGACCAUCUCUUCUUCCCCCGAAGGCAGCCGAUAGGCGACACGAUGUCACGCGCGGCUGUUCGUCUGUGUAAAAUGAGAAUCAACAAAGGGGGAUUCGUUGACUUGUGACCGUUAAUUCAGCGCCAUUCGGACCCCACAAAGUUCGCUAUGAGUUCGAAGACACGACGUCGGUCCCGCUCCAGGUCCAAAAGCCGGGACCGGGAGCGGCGGAACCGGUCCAGAGUGAGCCGGUCUCGAUCCCCAGAGGAGAGAAGAGGCCGCAGUCGGUCUUUGGACGCGAAGAGAACCGCUCGUGGUCGGGCACGGUCCGUCAGCAGGGACUCCAGCGAUGGCUCUCCCUCCAGUCGUCGGCCUCAACACAGGGACCGUCCGGGUUCCAGAAGCGGCUCCGAGGGCGACAGGAGGCAGGGACCACACCGCCCCAGGAACGAGUCGAGGGGUCGAUCGUCCAGUUCAGAUUCAGAUGAUCCCAAAUUGAGAAGGAGAAAGGAAAUGGAGAUCCGGAGGGGAGCAUCUCGGGAGAGGACAAGGAGAAGGUCCCCAUCCAGCUCCGACUUGGAAGCAGGAAACAGUGGUAGAGAAAGAAGAAGACAGAGAAGUUCUGACAGAAGUAGCCCAGCCAGAGACGGACAGAGGAUGGAGCGAGAUAGAGAGAGGUGGAGGAGCAGCAGCAGAGACAGGGAAAGAAAAAGGGAGAGAGAUCAAAGCCAAGAGCAAAGGAAGAGGAGUGAAGACCAGGAGCAAGGGAAGAGUGAAAGAAGCAGAGAGAGUGCCGUCAGAGACAGAGCAAGGAAGCGCUCCAGCUCACCCGAGUCGUCCGACAGCUCGGGGUCUGAUCGCGGCGGCCGCGUGAUUAAAGAAAAGGAGGAGAGGGAAAAAAAGAAGGACAUGAUGAAAGCUCUGGAGACACCAGAGGAGAAGAGGGCCAGAAGACUGGCAAAGAAGGAAACAAAGGAGAAGAAAAGGAGAGAGAAGAUGGGCUGGAGUGAGGAGUACAUGGGCUACACCAAUGCAGACAAUCCCUUUGGUGACAACAACUUAUUAGGCACAUUCAAAUGGCAGAAGGCAUUGGAUAAGAAAGGCAUCGGUCACCUCGGAGAGAAGGAUCUCAAAGAAAGGAACAAAUGUAUUCAGGAGGAGAACCGCAGGGAGCUGCAGAAGGUGAAACAACUUCGUCUGGAGCGUGAGCGAGAGAAAGCCAUGAGAGAGACAGAGCUGGAGAUGCUGCAGAGAGAGAAAGAGGCGGAGCAUUUCAAGACCUGGGCCGAACAGGAAGACAACUUCCAUUUGCACCAGGCCAAACUACGGUCCAAGAUUCGAAUUCGUGACGGUCGUGCCAAGCCCAUUGACCUUUUGGCGAAGUACAUCAGUGCGGAGGAUGACGAUCUUGCUGUGGAGAUGCAUGAACCAUAUACCUUCCUCAAUGGGCUCACAGUCACCGACAUGGAUGACCUGCUCGAGGACAUUAAGGUGUAUAUGGAGUUGGAGCAAGGCAAGAACGUUGACUUCUGGAGAGACAUGACGACCAUCACUGAGGACGAGAUCAGCAAACUGAGAAAGCUGGAGGCCUCUGGGAAAGGACCAGGUGACCGCCGUGAGGGCAUCAACACAGCUGUGAGCACUGAUGUGCAGAUAGUGUUCAAAGGAAAGACGUACAGCCAGUUGCAGGCUCUGCAUCUGAACAUUGAGACAAAGAUUCGGGCCGGAGGAUCCAACCUUGAUAUCGGUUACUGGGAGAGUCUGCUGCAGCAAGUCAGAGUGUACAUGGCCAGAGCCAGGUUGAGAGAGCGACACCAGGAUGUGCUGCGCCAGAAGCUGUUCAAGCUUAAACAGGAACAAGGAGUGGAAAGUGAACCUUUGUUCCCCAUCAUAAAAGAGGAGCCGCGGACUGAGGAAGAUGACAGGGUGAGAGCGGAAGAAGAAGCUGGACAGUCAUCAUCUUCAUCGUACAGAAAAAGUAAGAACAGAGAAACCGAAGACAGGGAAGAAGAGGCGGGCCCCUCCACGUCCCAGGCAGCGAACCAAGAUGAGCACGGAGGGGAUAAGGGCGAUGGGAAGGAUGAAGGUGAGAAGGGCGAGGUGGUUGAGGCCGUGUUGACGGAGGAAGACCUGAUCCAGCAGAGCCAGGCGGAGUACGACUCGGGCCGUUACAGUCCCCCGCUGCUCACGACUUCUGAGCUGCCGCUGGACACGCACACCAUCACCCCAGAGGAGGACAUUCACAGGCUGGAGCUGGCCCGCAGACAGCUGCAGGUUACAGGUGACGCAAGCGAGAGUGCAGAGGACGCCUUUGUGCGUCGUGCCAGAGAGGGCAUGGGUAACGAUGAGGCCCAGUUCAGUGUGGAGUUCCCGGUCACGGGGAAGAUGUACCUGUGGGCGGACAAGUAUCGCCCCAGGAAGCCGCGGUUCUUCAACCGGGUGCACACGGGCUUCGAGUGGAACAAGUACAACCAGACGCAUUACGACUUCGACAACCCUCCGCCAAAGAUAGUCCAGGGGUACAAGUUCAACAUCUUCUACCCAGACCUGAUCAACAAGCGCUCCACCCCGCAGUACUUCCUCGAGCCCAGUCCAGACAACAGGGACUUUGGGAUUUUAAGAUUCCAUGCGGGCCCUCCGUACGAGGACAUCGCCUUCAAGAUUGUGAACAGGGAGUGGGAGUACUCGCACCGACACGGCUUCCGCUGUCAGUUUGCCAAUGGGAUCUUCCAGCUCUGGUUCCACUUCAAGAGGUACCGCUACAGGAGAUAGAGGCCACGAGCCAGGAUGGACCGAGAGCCUCGUCCCUGGGUGUUAACCAUGCACAGUUUAUUAUUAAGGCUGUAACCACAUUGUUUUAUAGUUUCAGAUAGUCCCACAGAAAAGCAUUUGUUAAAAUGACUGUACCGUUGUCUGAAAAAGUAAAUUGUAAUGUAGUUUGAAAGUUUCACAUUAAAGAUUUUCCCCCUUUUUACUCCA